Monopterus albus (swamp eel) is the source of this 10454-nucleotide messenger RNA. Its product is annotated as trinucleotide repeat-containing gene 6C protein-like. Gene Ontology annotation, cellular component: P-body; nucleoplasm. Bases 1 to 5490 code for a protein of 1829 amino acids. Gene Ontology annotation, biological process: positive regulation of nuclear-transcribed mRNA poly(A) tail shortening; miRNA-mediated post-transcriptional gene silencing. The record is from RefSeq and is a predicted model, not a curated record. The transcript is spliced from 19 exons. Gene Ontology annotation, molecular function: protein binding; RNA binding. Lineage: Eukaryota; Metazoa; Chordata; Actinopteri; Synbranchiformes; Synbranchidae.
AUGGAAGAUAAGAAAAAGAAAAAGCAAGAAGAGAAGAAAAAGAGAGAAGCCCCUCAGAAAAAGGCCACAGAACAGUUAACCAAAGUGCCAGACUCUGCCAAGUUCGACCCCACCCCUCCUCUUCCCCCUGUCAACCCCAGUGCCAUCCCAUCGGUAUCCCCAAGCAGUGGCAAUGGCAAGCGUGCCCCCUCCGGAGGCCAGCCACAGACAGCACAGCAGCUCCAGACUCUGCUUCAGCAGCGCUACCUGCCCAGAGAGGUACCCCCUCGCUUCCGCCAACAGGAGCACAAGCAGCUGUUGAAGAGGGGCCAGCCUCUGCCCUCUGGGACCUUGCCUCUCACCACCACGGGACUUCCUGCUACUAUUGAACCUGCAGCAGCUAUACAGUCUUCUUCCUCUACAGCCAGCUUACCUACAGAACUGCCCCCACAGAGCAGCCAGGGAACCCAGUAUGAUAAUCCCCACUGGGGACACCUGCCAGCCAACAGGAGUGCCACAAGUGCUGCAUCUUCCACCAAUCUCAGUGGCUGGGAGCAACUGAUCAUUGACCCGAAAGACACAGAGGCUUGGCCUUCUAUUACUCUCAGCCAGAGCCAGGCCCCUCCAGGAGGAUGCCCUUUGGAUACUGACUCUGGUCUCCUGACCAGCAGCAGCAGCAGCAGUAGUACUAGUAGUAGUUGUAGUACAGUGAGCAUGGCCACAGGGACCAAUAGUCAGACAGGCCACUUCUCUGCCAACCACCUUUGCAGCAAGGCCAACAGUGGGCCUAGCUCUGCCAGUCAUACUGGAACCAGCAUGCUCUCUAGCCAGGUUGCAGCCAAUUGCAGCUGGGGCUCUGGGCCUGGACCCUCCCAUUGCCCCACUCAGUCCUCAGUGGGGAGUGAAGGGAAGAAUGACAGCCCUGUGAUCGGAGGAGGCAGCAGGUGCUGGGGCUCUUCUUCUUCUUCCUCCACAACCAACUUUAACUUGAACCUAAACCCUAAUGCCAACCCGUCUGCCUGGCCUAUGCUGGGGCAUGAUGGGGGUGGCAGAGGGGGAGGCAGCUCAGGAGGAGCCAGCACCAUUUCACCUCCUCAACCUACACCCAACCUCUGUAAUCCGCCUGGCCCCCCACCAGCCCAGACCAGCACAUGUACUGGAGCCAACACUAACAGCAACUCCUCGGGAAUUGGCGGCGCCUGGGGUAAUAUAAUGGCUUCUGAGACAUCAGAGCCGCACCCCUCCCCGUCCACGAAUGUGUCUUUCAGUUCAGAACCUCAGAACCUUAAAACUGACGGACCAAAUCAUACUAAUAAGCAGGAACCCCCCAGCCCUAUUCGCAACUUACCUGGCUGGGGUAGUGGACCUGUAGGCUUGGGUUCCAUGGGCCAGUCCCCACCUGGGGGUCCACAGGUUAAUGGAGAAGAUGGUAGUUCAGUAUGGGGUAACAGUGGUGACUCGAAGGCACCUUCAUCUAAGGAGGCACCUAGCUGGGGCCAUGGUGGAGGUGGAGCAGGAAACUCUGGAGGUUGGGGUGACCAGUCCAGUGGAGACUGGGGGAAGCAGCACACUGAAGAAGCUCCGGGAGGCUGGGAGGCCCCCAACUCUCCUCCUCAGGAUCCACAGGCUAGUUCCUGGAGUAGAGCUAUGAGUACAGCUGGUGCCAGUGAAGGGAGCAGUGACAGCAUGGAAGGACAUCCUCGGCGAAGAGACCACCCUUCCAGAGAUAAUCCAGCUCCUCUGCUACCUGCCCAGGAUUUGGACCCCAGGGUGCUGUGUAACACUGGCUGGGGACAGACCCCUGUUCGUCAGCACACCUCCUGGGACAUGGAUGAUACUAAGCGUAAGAAUGAUGUAGGCACUGAAUCAUGGGGCUCUGGCCCAACCACUCCAAGUGAUGUCCAGGGGCCCUCCAACACUAACAUGGGCCACACUCAGAGGGCUGACUCUGGGAGCAAAAAUGAUGUGCCUGGUUCUCAGGGAGCUUCAGGUUGGGGUGGAAGCAUAGCUGCUACCAACCAGUCCAGCUCUGGCUGGGGAGAACCACCCAACAACAUUAAGCCCCCAGGUGGCCCUGGUGGCUGGGGAAACCCUCCAACAGGAGCCUCCACCACCACUAUGCCCAAGAAUGGUGGUCAGUCCUGGGGAGAGGAGAAGUCAGCUGGGUGGGAUGAAUCUCAAAUCAAGACACCAUCCCAGAGCUGGGGAGCACAACCCAAAACAUCCCAUGGCUGGGGCAAUAGUGGAGGGAGCAAUAACACAGGGGACUGGGGAGAACCAGAAGAGAGCAAAAAGAGUCCCACCAACCCUGCCUGGGAGGGAGAAGCAGGAGGCUGGAAGGAAAACCCACAUGGUUGGGGAAUACCUAAUUCAGGACCUGGGAUAUCUGGAUCUGCAGGAAAUGGGGGCUGGGGAGAGCCAGCUUCCCAGCGUUCCAGUGGCCCUCCUCAAGGUUGGGGAGGUAAGCCUCAGGAUGGGCCCAGUGUUAGUAGUGGAGGAGGGGGCAUAGGCUCUUGGAGUGCGUCGGGCUCAGUGAAGCAGGGUGGAGGCUGGGGUGGCAGUAAGCAGGAGUCCUCAGGUGAGCCUACAGGCUGGGAAGAGCCCUCCCCACCGUCAAUCCGACGUAAGAUGGAGAUAGACGAUGGGACCUCAGCUUGGGGUGACCCUGGUGCCUACAACAAGGCAGUCAACCUGUGGGACAGAAACAAUCCAGGAAUGACGCAGGCUAAAGUUACCGCUGCAGGCAGUAACCCCCCAGGUCCCAGCAACAGCCAACCCCACUCUCACAAUCACCCCUAUCACGGGCCACCUACACCUUUACAGAACCACAGCCAAAACUCCCAAAACCCAGGACCAACUAGUGUGCCCAUGGAUCCUGUUGUGCAGCACCAGCCUGGGCCAUCUCACAGCAGGGGUCCCCUGAUAACUCAAGGUUGGGGAGAGCUAACCAGCUCCCAUACAAAAUCCGAGAGCUCCUGGGGGGAACCUGCACCCUCGCCAGUCAGCGUGGACAACGGAACGUCUGCCUGGGGCAAACCUAGUGGGAACUGUGGAGGCUGGGGCGACAACAACCCGGACAGCUAUGGCAGGGCCAACCCAACAAUGACAUCUGCAUCUUGCAAACCUGCCCCCAAACCUAUGCAAGACGGAUGGGGAGGUGGAGGUGAGGAGCUGAGCCUGUCGAGUGGCCAGUGGGAUGCUGAGGACGGGGACAUGUGGAACAGCGCUGCCUCCCAGGAGAGCAACUCUUCCUGUAACUCCUGGGGCAAUGCAUCCAAAAAGGGCCCACAAAAGGGGAAGGUUCCAGGGAAGCAGGAAGAUGCCUGGAUCAUGAAUCGUCUGAUUAAACAGCUGACAGACAUGGGUUUCCCUAGGGAUCCGGCAGAGGAAGCUCUGAAGACUAACAACAUGAACCUGGACCAGGCCAUGAGUGCCCUGCUGGAGAAGAAGAUGGAGCUGGACAAGCGCGGGAUGGGGAUAGCCGGCCACGACUACAACAAUGGGCUCAUCAACAAGCCCAUGAGCUGCCCUCGGCCUCCGCUUCUUUCCAAAGACCCCUCAGCAGACUCCCGCUUGCCCUUCAUGGAUAAGCAGAUGCAGAGUGGAAUGUUUGGCAGCGGUGGAGCAGCACAAGCCCGGGCCAUGCAGCAGCCGCAGCCAACUCCGCAGCCGCCAGUGCCACCUCUCAGCUCCUCGCAGCCUAGUCUACGUGCUCAAGUGCCUCAGUUUCUCUCCCCUCAGGUUCAAGCACAGCUCUUACAGUUUGCAGCAAAAAACAUCGGUCUGAAUCCUGCACUUUUAACCUCACCAAUAAAUCCUCAACAUAUGACCCUUCUGAAUCAACUUUACCAGCUGCAACUGGCAUACCAGCGUUUACAAAUUCAGCAGCAGAUGUUGCAGGCGCAGCGCAACGUUUCUGGCCCCAUUCGACAACAAGAGCAGCAAGUUGCACGUACAAUCAAUAACAUGCAGCAACAGAUCCAACAGCACCAGCGCCAGCUGGCCCAGGCCCUGCUCAUGAAGCAGCAGCAACAGCAGCCACCCCUCUCCCACUCAGGCCUGCAUCCUGGUGGGGCCAAAUCUACCCUGGAUUCAUUUCCAGGUCCUCCCCAGGCUCAAGGCCUCCCUGACCUGCAGACCAAAGAGCCACAGUCAUCUCCCAACACCUACAGCCCCUACUCUCUCUCUGGACUGAAUCCAAACAUGAAUGUAAACUGCAUGGAAGUGGGAGGUAUGUCUAUGAAGGAACCCCCUCAGCCCCAGUCACGCCUGUCACAGUGGACUCACCCCAACUCCAUCGAAAGCCUCUCUGGUAGCUCCUCUCCUCUAGAGCCCAACCUUGGCAAGCAUGGUGCCAGCCUGGGCCCCCCUGGUAAGCCCCCUCAGCUGGAAGACUCUUACAACCCUUACAACUUGAUGUCCAGCUCAGAGUCUCCUACCAGCCCCCUGGUCCCCCAAGACAGCUGGGGACAGGGCAAGAGCAGCAGUGACAAGAUGGCCAAUGGGACCAGUAUCAACUGGCCACCAGAGUUCUGCCCUGGUGUGCCCUGGAAGGGCCUGCAGAAUAUCAACCCUGAGACUGACCCCAACGUGACCCCCGGCAGCGUUCCCAGUGGCCCCACCAUCAACACUAACAUCCAAGAUGUCAACCGCUACCUGCUGCGGGACAGGAGCGGAGGUAAACUGUCAGAGAUGAAAUCUACUUGGUCUCCUGGCCCCAUUUCUCACAGCCAGGCCUCUCUGUCCCAUGAGCUGUGGAAGGUCCCCCAGGGCCACAGGAGCAGUACUACGGUCCCUUCUCGGCCCCCGCCUGGCCUCACUAAUGCCAAGCCUUCUUCAACCUGGGGGGGCAACUCCCUGGGUCUGGCUCAAGGUUGGAGCAGCUCUUACACCACAGCGGGCACCACGUGGAGUACAGACAGCUCCACCAGGACCAGCAGCUGGCUGGUUCUGAGGAACCUCACUCCACAGAUUGAUGGCUCGACUCUGCGGACACUGUGCAUGCAGCACGGCCCUCUCAUCACAUUCCACCUCAACCUGACACAGGGCAAUGCUGUGGUGCGCUACAGCUCCAAGGAUGAAGCUGCCAAGGCUCAGAAGUCCCUGCACAUGUGUGUGCUUGGGAACACCACCAUCCUGGCUGAGUUUGCUGGUGAGGAGGAAGUGAACCGCUUCUUUGCACAGGGCCAGUCGCUCGGUGGAACGACCAGCUGGCAGGCCACUCCAGGCACCAAUCAGACAAGGAUGGGUGGGGCUGGGUCUGGAGCCUCUCACCCCAUCAGUCACUCACCCCACUGGAAUACCAACAAUGGUGGCGGCGGCGGCAGCAGCAGUAGCAGUGGCCUGGGAGCAAGCGGAGCAAAGGCAGGUGGAGAGUUGCUGUGGGGUGGUGUUCAGCAGUAUUCCAGCCUGUGGGGACCCCCAAGUGGAGAGGAGGGACGGGUCAUGGGGAGUCCCACCCCAAUCAAUACGCUGCUGCCUGGGGACCUGCUGAGUGGGGAGUCCAUGUAGAACAGAAGAGCCCAGGCUAACAAACACCAACUAGAGCAAAAACCUUUCAAAUCAAUGUGGAGAUAAUCAGUAUGGGUGUAACAAUGGAAAGGAGAGACGAGAGGAGGAUGAGGCUACAUCCUCGCUGCUCACCCUCGUCGGCCUCCUCUACUCCUUUUGUUUUAAUGACAUUUGUUUAAUUUCAGCGGGAGAUUUUUAUCACAGUGUUCAGCUUUUACUUUUGGAAACAUAGGAAGAAGUCUUUCAACAAAGAAAAAGAACUUUUUACAGAAAUGGACUUUUGAGAACUCACCAUGUGAAACGUACUUUAGUCAAACUGACACAGUGACGAGCUGUCAUCUUUAAACGUGCAUAAUCCUUCUCUGCCUUUUGAGGCAAUCAUACCGCACCUCAGAGAUCCAUGAAAAAUGCAUCAUUCCCAAAGUGUGAGAUGAAACCUUUCAAUCAGAGUGGUUGUCGAACUUUCAGCUGGUCCAGACUCGACAUUUUUCUCUCAGCACUAAUAUUAGCCUUAACCUCUUUCCCGCCCUGCUAUUCUCACUCACUUUGUAUUUGGUGACGAAGCAUAAAGAAACUUGCACACCCUUAUUUCUGAGCCAGUGAAACCUGAGUGGAGAGUACAUGCUGCUGCGGCUUCACAUAAGCAACCACAGAUCACAACUUCAGUGCAUUUUUUUCAAGCCGAUUGAUUUCCCCAUACAAUGCUCAAAGGGAAUGAUGCAACUCUGUUUGCCUUGUUCAGGCCAUUUAUUUUUCUAGUGUUUUUUUUUCUUCUCAAACCAUUGCAAACAAAGCUAAGUAAUGAUAUUAUUCACAUGUCUCUGUCAAUCUUAUGUGGUGGGGGGAGAGUUUUGGGGAUCGUCACAUGUACAGUUAAAACUGAUGGGCGACAAACCGAACCACUUCUGUUACUAUGGAACUGUAAAGACAGAAACACUUCAGUGCACCUCAACUCGUCUGCGGGCAACUCGCAGCUUGGUCUCAGUCUUGGACCCUGUCACUGACAUUGCAGAAGAAACCUCAUGUUGUAAACGUUUCCCAACUGAAUGAAGUCAGCAACCUCCCACCCCCACCUCCCUCCUCCACCCACAAAACACCAUUUCAAGUGAUGUGCAAUAUAAGCCACAGAUUCUACCGUCCGAGCACCCCUACCGUGACCUCUCUAAGGAAAAGAGAAGACUAUAAGGAAUGAUUGAAUCUACCACUACCACCCUUCAACCCCACCCCCCACGAGCGUGUGAGCUCAGGGGAGUAGCAAGCUGGUCUUCAAGCAUCUCCAACCGCAAGAACAUAAAGCACUUCUUCAGCCAGCGUACUCUCCACACCUAUGUCAGUGACUAGUUUCAGGGGAGAGGGAGAGACAGGUGUAUGUGUGUGUCUGUGUGUAAGUGAGUGAGUGCUUGGGGAGAAGGCAUCAAACCAAAAUGAGAUGAGUCUGCUUUCCUUUUUACCACGAAGACCAUAUGACCCUUUUUUUUUUUUUCUUUUUGUCCAAAUUUGCAUUGGUCAAAAAGUAUGGAGCAAAUAUUUGUGAAUCUAUGGUCUGUCGCAGCACUUAGCAGGAGUGUCGCAGCCUGUUACACCCUCAAUGCCAACGAAUACUAGAAAGAAGCAACACUGGCAAAUAAAAACUGAAAAAGUGACAAAAAAGCAAUCUGCUUAGUGGCUUCUCUAUAUACUUAUCUUUUAACUUGGAUGUGAAAAUUUUUUUAAGUCCUUCUUCCCUCAAGUCAGUGGGACCAGGAAGGAUGUCAGCCAUGGUAGCAAAGUGAAGGGGAAUACAAAGAAAGAACUCAAAUGACUGUGAGUGCGGCAGGGAGAGACCCGGGCGCUCAUCAUCACCCUGUUUUAUCAAAGUAAAUAUCACUGUUACAUUGAAAUCUUUAGCCUUGGUGUCAGUAAACGCUCGGUGUGUUUAUGUUCUACUGGGUCCAGCAGGGACGGUCGCCUUCCCUUUCAUCCUUUUUCUUUCUUUCUAUUGAGGCCCCGCCAACCUGUGUGAUAGUGUGGCCACCGAGUGCCUGCCUGCCGCAGAGUGCGUUGCUCUGCGGCAGCCCUCACUCCUCCCUUCCCCUCGCGCUCUGCCUCCCUGCAGAUCCCUACAGACUGAUUUCCCUCCAGGCCUCCAGGCCAAGAGCAGCUCUUUCAGAACUGGCCUGCCUGUAUUAAAUUUACUACUACUGCUGCGCCAGAGUCUCUGCAACCUCCACUUCCGCGCUCUCUGUCUCUCUCCUGCAAGGAUCACUUUAGCCAGAGAUGGAGGCAUUUGAUGUUUUUUUUUGUUUUUGUUUUUUUUUCUUGGUUUCACUUUUGGAAUUGUCAGUGUACAUUUUUAUUUUACUGUUGUAAGAAGUUUGCUGAUAUUGUUGCUGUUAUCAUUGAUGAUAUAGUUAAUGAUUGUUUAUUGGUCUAUAUGCAGUGUUGAGCUUCUCUCCUGCUCCUCCCACUGUGUCCGAUGCAGAAACUGUGUGUAGUUUAGAGGUACGCUUCACCUGUGCAGCAAGGCCAUAGGAAACACUGCAGAUCUCAGAAGGAAAGGCUGUUGGGGGAGUGUUUCGCGUUGGAAUCAGACAGGGGUUUGAAGAUUCAAGUCUAGUGGGAAAGGUUGUGUAGUCAAAGGUUCUGUCCAGGAUGGUGAGCCAGCUUCUUCUGUCCAUCCUGGGGCACCAAGGGGCACCAAACCUCCGCUAUGUGCCGUCUCAUAACACACACAUCCUUUAGUGUCGUUGAGCCUCAUGUACACUGGUGCUUUAUGAUUAACUCUGGGAGCACUCAGUUACACUUAGAACCACCUCAACUGAUAGCAGCCUUCCAUUUCUAUGCAAAGACCUGGAGGUGUUCAUUCAUAGCCAUCUAGAAAAUCACAGCCAUCGUGCACAUCUGCCAGUCUUCACUCAUCUCUCAACCUUUACUAGCAGGCAGCUUCCCUCGAGACCCCCCCUCCCCCCUUGGAUUAACUGUAGGGGACGCUGAAAGAGUCUCUCUUCAAGGCUUUAGUCUCCCACUGUGUGGACAGAUCUACCCGAUGACACUAAAUGACCUGCUGGAGGCACCAGUGGUUGGCAAACAGUCACUUCUUCAGUCUUGUGCCAACUGAUCUACAAAUACCUACUUCCACUUUGCCAUAUCCUAAUUUAUCUUUAGUGUGAUGAGACUUAAGUUCCUUUUCUUGCUGCAGGGGCGUGCACCAUCUGCUCCAGCUGUAGAAGGCUAGAGGAGUAAAAGAGCAGGACAGAUGAACGGUGCUGCUCUGUCACCAACAGGGAACUGGAAGUGUAGUGGAGAACCAAGCUGCAGGAGGAUGUGGGGGUUUGUCCUUGUAUGUGUCUGUGCACUGUUUAUGGGUCACAUCGGGUACAUCUCUUUAAAAACCAAAAACAUUAUCUUCUUCUUUAUCAAGGUUUUCACAAAAACUAGAAACUACAAAAAAAAGGUCUGUUUCAGCUGUGCACUCCGAGGCUGAGAUGCCUGUGUUCUGUUUCCCUGCAAGCUGCCGCCUUCUCACCUCGUCGGGCCUCCCUCUGCAGGCCACAUCUGGGCAAACUGUAUCCAGGAGGUCCGUUCCGGGCCUCCAACCUGAAGGCUGCACCAGCUGAUAUUUAACAGGUCAUGUGCACAUCUGACUUUGGGGUCAGGGUCCCAGCAGGGACCUGGUGUAUCAGCAGAAACAGGGACGCGCCUCAAGUUCGGUACCAAGUCUUAAAACUUAGGGGACUUUCCCUCUUCCAGAGUCGCUUUAGACUCAUGUCAUUCAACAAAACAAUCACUAUUGCCUGUGUUUGUUUGUUUGUUUGUGUGUUUGUUUGUUCCUGAAAACCCGCAUUUACUCCACACUGGACUUGAAUCAAGGAACUGGCGUUGAAGUGGGGAGUUGAAUAGAGUGGGAGGAUGGAUCACUGGGACGGAGGUUGAGUCUCAGAUGUGCCCUGGAUUUCUUGGCGCAGCACCAGCACUGAGAGCCCCGCCCUCUCCCACACCCCACGCCUGCACUCUUAUCUACCUGUCUAGUGUUGGAAAUCAGAUGUGCUCCCUUUUUUUUAAAGUCACAUGGACUUAAAGGCAACUGGAGCUCAAGCAAAAUAUGUUUUUCAAUCACGGAUCAGACAAGGAUCUGGGGCGGGGGCCCUGUAAAGAGUUGAAUUAGCAAAUCUCUCUUUAAAAACAAAGGCCUGGGUUGAAUAUGCACAUGCUAGUUCAUAUACAGUGUACAUCCAAGAGUACAUUAUGGGUGUAUGUGUGUAUAUGGCUAGGUCUCUCUGUUUUCCACUUAGCCUAAGCCUUUACCCCUCCCCCUGCACUGGCGUCAGCUCUUACCCUGUGUAUCCUCCUCAACAAUGUAUUUCCCAGAAGACAAGAUCAUAAACAUAUCAGAGUAAUACAAAAUAAUGAAAACAAAUACUUGAAUCAAAAGAAGCGCCAAUAAUGUAAUGUGAACACUUUUUGUAGUGGUUUUUUUGUCUCAUUCAUACACUUCAGAGAUUUUUGAUAGUGUCAGUUCAGAGUGAAUUAAAUUUGAAAUACGUGUUGUUAAACAAAGCGAUUAUAAAGGCAAAUUUACAUCUGUUGUAUUUGAGUGUUUGCACAAGACUGCUUGUACUGUAUGUGGUUCGAAUGAAUGUUUAGUGUGGUGGCUGAAUAUGUAUGAGUGAUUACAGCGGAGGAGUUUCCUCAUGUUUCUUUUCAAUUCAGUAUACUUUUUUUUUUUUUUUUGGCUUGUCAAAAAUAUAUUCUUAUGUUAAUUAUUACUAGCCUCUAGCAUUGCACUGAGUGUCAGCCUCACCCCUCAUCCAGCUAAAUGGACAACAUGAUACAAGUACUGAGGGGAGACGGGGACAGUUCAUGUGUAAAUGUUUACUCAAGGACUAAAGUAAUUGUGUUUUUAAAAUGUAAUGUUUAUCUACCUUAGUGGCUUCAUUGUGAAAUAAUCCACGAAAGUAUGGAUCAUAAUUGAAUAUUGCACCAUU